AUGGUACUGCAGAACCAGACUGGCAGGAGAGGAAAUAUCAAACAAGAAUUGGGCAGAGAGGCAACAAAUGUCAAAGUACAGAGGUCCAGUAAUGGGUUCAGGGUUUAUGACAGGGAGGAGAAAUUUCUCAACUCAAAUGAAAAGAAGACAUUUUCUGGAAAUAGUUUGAAGUAUGGAGAGCCUAUCCUGUGGACCAAGGUAGAUUUGCUCAAAGUACUGAAACAUGUCAACAUUGUGGCCUACUCGGGGACAUGCUUGGAAGAGAAUACCGUAAACAUUUUCGUGGAUUUUGUUCUCCGUGUUUCAAUCUCUAGUAUUAUAAAUCAUUUCAGGCCAUUGCCUGAAAUGGUGUUCUGUAAAUAUACAAAACAAAUUCUACAGGGUGCUGCUUAUCUCCAUGAGGACUGUGUGGUGCAUUGAGAUAUCAAAGGAAAUAAUGUCAUGCUCAUACCAACCGGAAUAAUAAAGCUGAUUGACUUUGGCUGUGCCAAGCGUUUGGCCUGGGCAGGCUUAAAUGGCACUCACUGUGACAUGCUUAAGUUCAUGCAUGGGACUUCAUAUUGGAUGGCCCCAGAAGUCAUCAAAGAGUCAGGCUAUGGAAGGAAGUUGGACAUCUAGAGCACUGGCUGCACUGUGUUUGAGAUGGCCACAGGAAAUCCUCUGCUGGCCUCCAUGAAUGGUAUGGCCGCCGUGUUUUACAUCGGAGGGCACCAGCCUUUGCCAGACUACUCAGAGCAGGCAGUGGACUUUGCGCAUGUGUGCCUAACUGGCAGAGGUCUCCGCAUGGUGUGGGGAGAGGGUGGCCAUGGGCAUUGUGAGCUGGUGUGCGUGGAGCACUGGGAUGAGAGCUGCGGGGCCAGGCCGUCUCCAGAGCUGCCCUCUGCCCCCGACCUUGGUCCAGAUGCCAUGACAGACACACCAGUGGAGGAAUCCCUCUUCCAAAUCAUCCACUGCUACCACCAGUACGUGGCACGGGAAGGGGACGUGGAGACCCUGUCCCUGGAGGAGCUGAGGUCCUUGCUCAUGGACAACGUGCCCCACUUCAUGGAGAGCUUGGGCCAGAUCAAGGCCACCUCUUCCGUCCUGUGGGACACCCUGCACAACUCCGGGGCUCGUGGCUUUGUCCUUUCCCUCAUCCUGCACCUCCUGUGUGGCAUGGCAGAGCAUGGCCGGAAGGAGCCGUACUACAUCUCAGAGUUGUUCUGGGCAGCGGACAAGAACAAGGACAACCAGAUCUGCUUUGAGGAGUUCCUCUAUGUCCUGGGCAAGCUGGUAAGGGACUACCACUGGCAGUACCACCGACAGCUCUGCACCCACUACUGCCCCCAGCACGGCCUCUACUAG
This is a messenger RNA of Trichechus manatus latirostris (Florida manatee), 1344 nucleotides long. Its product is annotated as mitogen-activated protein kinase kinase kinase 19-like. The record is from RefSeq and is a predicted model, not a curated record. Gene Ontology annotation, biological process: protein phosphorylation. Gene Ontology annotation, molecular function: calcium ion binding; protein kinase activity; ATP binding. Lineage: Eukaryota; Metazoa; Chordata; Mammalia; Sirenia; Trichechidae.